Molecule: messenger RNA, 1717 nt
Organism: Chelmon rostratus (copperband butterflyfish)
Lineage: Eukaryota; Metazoa; Chordata; Actinopteri; Chaetodontiformes; Chaetodontidae
Gene: gpn2
Product: GPN-loop GTPase 2
Exons: 6
Coding region: 356-1297 (313 amino acids)
Cellular component (GO): cytoplasm
Molecular function (GO): GTPase activity
Source: RefSeq, a predicted model, not a curated record
GCCAGUUAGCUCGCAGCCGUUAUACGCAUGCAAACAAAACAGUAGCGGUAGACGGUAAUUAUCCACCAGUAUUUAUUACAUUUACAAAUUAAGGGUCAACAAUGUCGUAAUAGAAAUCGUAGCUAGCGUUAGUUACACUUCUUUGUCACACAGAACCUUUUAAACAACUACAUUCCUAUUAUUACAAACUCCAUUAAAUAACUUACGUCUGUUAGCUAAGCUACCUGAAUGUAUUGAGCAUAUCGAGGUAGCCCCCUGGAUGCUGACACCCUGCAUAGGACAGCAUACGUGACACCCUGGUCCCAUCAUCUAAUGUGGUCCUCCGCAGCUCUCUAGUCCCCUCGACACUGAAGUCAUGUCCAGCCAGACGCGAGUGACGCCCUCUCUACGCUUCGGCCAGGUGGUCAUCGGACCUCCGGGCUCAGGAAAAACCACUUACUGCCAAGGGAUGCAGGAGUUCCUAACUCACCUGGGACGCAAGGUGGUGGUGGUGAACAUGGACCCCGCCAACGAGGGGCUACCGUACUCCUGUGCGGUAGAUAUCUCAGAGCUGGUCACCCUGGACGAUGUCAUGGAGGGCUUGAAACUGGGGCCCAACGGUGGACUCCUGUACUGUAUGGAGUAUGUUGAAGCAAAUCUGGACUGGUUAGAGAACAAGCUGAAACAGCACAGUGACUGUUACUUCUUGUUUGACUGCCCUGGACAAGUGGAGCUCUACACCCACCAGAGUUCAGUAAAGAAUAUAUUCUCCCAGCUGGCCAAGUGGAAUUUCAGGCUGACGGCAGUGCACCUUGUGGACUCUCAUUACUGCGCUGACGCUGCCAAGUUCAUCUCUGUGCUGUGUACCUCCCUGUCCACCAUGCUGCACGUGGAGCUUCCUCACGUCAACGUCCUCUCCAAGAUGGACUUGAUUGAGCAGUACGGCAAACUGGCCUUCAACCUUGACUUCUACACUGAGGUGAUGGACCUGACCUAUCUUCUCGAUCACCUGGCUGCAGACCCCUUCUUUAAAAAAUUCCGCCAUCUAAAUGAAAAGUUGGCAGAAGUCAUUCAAGAUUACAGCCUUGUUUCCUUUGUGCCCCUCAAUGUACAGGACAAAGAGAGCAUGAUUCAGGUCUUACGAGCAGUGGACAAAGCCAAUGGGUAUUGCUUUGGAGACCUGGAGGAGAGGAAUCUGCAGGCCAUGAUGUCAGCUGCUGUGGGGGCAGAUUUCCAGUUUGACUCUACUCUUGGAGUGCAAGAGCGGUAUGUUGAAACCAGUGGAAAGACUGUGGAGGAGGAAGUGAUGGACCUGUAAACUGAAACAGCCCAAAUAAAAGGACAAAACUGGUUGCCUUUUUAGCACCAGUAUACCAGUGGAGUCUUGGCAACAUCCAUCUCAGUUGGCCUGAAUUCUGAGCCCCACUACAAAAACAGUGGAGGGAUGGAAACUAAAUUUGGGUGCUGAAGAUCCUUCAAGGUGGCACCACCCCUCAUAAAAAUCACAAUAAGGACAACUGGAGGGAGUAAAUGCCGAGCUUUUCUACAGUUAUCAAUGGGUGUGAGUAAUUGUGUGUCUCCUGAGACAACAACAUGGAAGUCUUCAAUAAAUCUCAGAACAUUUUCUGAAAAUGUUUCACAUUGUGAAUUCCUUCUUGUUAUAUUUAUCUUCCCCAUAUUUUUGAGAACAGUUACGCUGGUGCAGGUCUGUACGGCCAUUUGUUCUGAAACAAUAAAG